Molecule: messenger RNA, 1707 nt
Organism: Trypanosoma cruzi
Lineage: Eukaryota; Euglenozoa; Kinetoplastea; Trypanosomatida; Trypanosomatidae
Exons: 1
Coding region: 1-1707 (568 amino acids)
Source: RefSeq, a predicted model, not a curated record
AUGGGCGCGACGCCUGGCGAUGGCUCUAAAAAUGCCGAGAGUAGCCGCCGCCGCAGUAAUACAAAGACCAAUGACAAUGGGGGAGUGGUGCCUGCACCUCCGUCGAGUUCCUCACCAACACCUCCUCCUUCAGCAUCCUCCUCCUCCUCCUCCUCCUUCCCCACGGAACCGGCAACGACAACCAAAACGGAGGUGUCAUUGUCAUCACCGAGCCGUCGGCUUGCUCUUUUUGGUAGUCGCGCGCUCGCUGCCGGCAGCAAAGGCCGUUUACCGUCUUCUAGCUCUUCCUUUAAUAACACGGCUUCUUCUUCGUCUUCCUUGCGUGCGCAGCAGCAGCAAGGUGUGACGGCGUUUGGUUCUCUUCGUAGGGAUCUUGCGGCGCACAUUCGCCCGAGCAGUGAUUUGUCGUCGCAGGGGAAAUAUCUUGUCGUUGGUGACGGCAUGAUGGCGCCGUUCAUGGCACUUUGUCUGCGCGUCCACGGCUUGGACUGCGACCUUGCCCACCACUUGAGCAACAACGACAUGGACCGCGGCACCAUUGUGCUCACCCCUUCUGUCACGCAGGUUAUGGGCGACGUGCUGAACGUCUCUGUUCCAAGCGGGAGCGUAGUUGGUCGUAUCUUGACAUUUGACCACGUUGGGAAUGACAUGUGCGACGUGGAUUUGAAUGAAUUUCGCGAGAAGGGUGAGAGCCCGACGUUUUUCUGCUGCGAUCGACUCAAGUUGGAGCGGGCGCUGCUGUCUUUGUGCGAGGUCGGUUCUCACAGCUGCCACGUGUUGCCAAAGCCGCACAUUGACAAGGGCGGCCUUGAACCGCUUGAGAAUGGCGGCGUACGCGUGCGGUUUGCAAGCGGCAUGCAGCAGGAUUACCUUGGCGUCAUCUGCACGAGCCGCAGCCAAGAGCUUGUGCCGGAGCUCACGUUCACGAAUGAGGAGUUGCAGCAGCGGGCGGAAAAUGCGGAGAAAUUCAGGGAGAGCCUUGCGAAGGCGGUGCGGUGGAUGGAGUUGUGUGUACCUCCGCUGCCGGAGCUGGGGAGGUUUGAAAAGCGCUUCACGCCGGGGUCGCAGGAAAUCGUUGAGCUGCUCACCCCGCGCGAUGCCAAAAUGACAGUGCGACCUACGAUGAUGGCGACGAAGUUGUUUUACAACGUCACCAUCACCAUCCCGGACGGCACAACAGACCCACGACUGAAGAGCACCAGCACGAAGCAGUUCUGGGAUGAUGUCGUCAUGCACUGGACCUCCGGGGUGCCUGGGUAUAUUCCCCACACAAUGUUCCGACCCAUGAUGACGCACAUGCAGCAGCAUUUUACGAAGAGUAGUGUAUUGGUGUACCGUACCCCGCUUUUUCUCAUGCCACACUGGUCAGAGGGUGGCGGCCGCGUCAUAAAGAUUGCACACGCCGCGCAUGGCUCUGCAUUUGACGCAAUUGACGUGGGGGAUGCACAGGGGUUCACCGACUGCUUUGGCCUUGCACGCACAGUGGCGGGGGGCGACGAUGUGCAGCAGUUCCUUCGCGAGCGGCGACUACAAGUCAUGGAGGAACUUGACUACCACGCACUGCUGCUGAAUUACGGCGUGAAGGAGAGAGGACAGUUGGCAUACAUGUCAUCUCGCUUUGCCAUGAAAAUUUUGCGACGGUACAAGAAGAGCUGGCGCAGCAUUUUGCAAAACUACGUGACGCUGAUGCCGAAGGUGGCGAAGUAA